Centruroides sculpturatus (bark scorpion) is the source of this 1737-nucleotide messenger RNA. RefSeq names its product tyrosine-protein phosphatase 13. Gene Ontology annotation, biological process: protein dephosphorylation. The record is from RefSeq and is a predicted model, not a curated record. Gene Ontology annotation, molecular function: protein tyrosine phosphatase activity. Bases 1 to 651 code for a protein of 216 amino acids. NCBI's taxonomy places the organism in Eukaryota, Metazoa, Arthropoda, Arachnida, Scorpiones, Buthidae. The transcript is spliced from 7 exons.
AUGACAAAAUCAGCAACAAAAAAGUAUGUCGGUUAUAGGUAUCGAAAUGCUUAUAUAGCAACACAAGGUCCACUUCCAGAAACCACUGAAGAUUUCUGGAGAAUGUUAUGGGAACAUAAUUCUAAUAUAGUUGUUAUGCUCACAAAAUUAAAAGAAAUGGGAAGGGAUAAAUGUCAUCAGUAUUGGCCAAGUGAGAGAUCUCAGCGUUACCUGUACUUCGUAGUAGAUCCAAUAACAGAAUAUAAUAUGCCACAAUACAUACUUAGAGAAUUCAAAGUAACAGAUGCGAGGGAUGGUCAAUCUCGUACAAUUCGACAGUUUCACUAUAUUGAUUGGCCAGAGCAGGGCGUGCCUAAAUCUGGAGAUGGAUUUAUAGAUUUCAUUGGUCAAGUACAUAAAACAAAAGAACAGUUUGGUCAAGAAGGACCAAUUACUGUACAUUGCAGUGCUGGAGUUGGUCGAAGUGGUGUAUUUAUUACAUUAAGCAUAGUUUUAGAAAGAAUGCAAUACGAAGGAGUAGUGGACAUGUUUCAGACUGUCAGAACUCUUCGAACUCAAAGGCCAGGGAUGUUACAGACUGAGGACCAGUAUCAAUUUUGCUACAGAGCUGCUCUCGAAUACUUAGGUUCAUUUGACCAUUAUGCAAACUGAAGUUAUCACACUGCCUGUUUUUCAUGACAAAAUCAGCAACAAAAAAGUAUGUCACCAAAUUAUCAUCAUUUCAGUGAACAAAUCAGUUUAUUUAAAAUUCAACAUGAUUAUUCAAGUCACAAUUGAAGAAGAAAACAUUAAUAUUCUGCAGCAAGAUUUACAAUGGAUAAAUUACUUGAGUCACAGAAACUCAACUUCUCAAAUGUGAAAUACCUCUAAACAUAGACUACUAAAAUACAAAUUAUAGCAGAAACUUAUCAUAGAUACAUAUAUUAUUAUUAUUUUUAUUUUUUGUUGACAAUUUCAAAUUGCACAGUGAACAUAGGUGCUGAUAUAUAAAAUCAUUAUUUGUUGUCUGUUAAAAGGCAGCAGGAUCCCAUUCCUUCCAUGUGGCAUAUUGUCACACUUAUAUAAGCCUUGUCAAGUUCCUUAUAAGUCAUUCUUUAAAAAAAGAAAACAUGUUCAGAUUUACUGAAGAUAUCAUCAUCAUCAUCAUCAUCAUCACCGUCAACCACCACCACCACCAUCAAAUAUUCUAAAUGUUCACAUUUUGUUAAUAGAUAUAUUUGAGUGCUUUGCCAGUGAGAUCUCAUCAUUUCCAGGCAAUUUAAUAUUUUAUAGCUCAAAGUGAAUUCUGCAGCAUUCAACAAUUUUCGGAAUAGAUUGUAUCGUGUCGUGUAUUGAAUUAUAUCAUCUCAAGAAAAUAUCCGCAAAAGAAAUACUUCUCAGAAAGCUUUGGAGAUGGUUUUUGAAUGUACAGACAAUCAUUUUAAAUCAUUAUUUGUAAAAGGAAACUUCUGUAUCACUGGUGGACCAUGUGUUAUACAAAAUUAAAAAAAAAAUGGAAUAUUUGGGUUUGCUUUCUAAAUUUUGAAGCCAAAAUUAAGUGUUUUAAAUCAAGAAAAAAAAUAAUAAAAGAGAAAGACGAUUGUGAAGAUGAUUAACGAUAAAGAAUUACUUUUACUUCUUUUAUGGAAAUGAUUUUUUCAUAAUAUACAUUUUAUUAAAAAUGUCUCAGUAAACGAAAGUUAUUAAAGUUACAAAGUGAUUGUGACUACUGAUAAUAAAAAUUGAUUAAAUAUUUAA